Eremomyces bilateralis CBS 781.70 is the source of this 4209-nucleotide messenger RNA. Its product is annotated as multidrug efflux transporter AcrB transmembrane domain-containing protein. Gene Ontology annotation, cellular component: membrane. Lineage: Eukaryota; Fungi; Ascomycota; Dothideomycetes; Eremomycetales; Eremomycetaceae. Bases 288 to 4106 code for a protein of 1272 amino acids. The transcript is spliced from 3 exons. The record is from RefSeq and is a predicted model, not a curated record.
CCCAUCCUCAGGCGACAGACGUAUUCCUUCAUUACCAGCUCAUCUCGAGAACCACAGAAUCACCUCUCCUUAUCCUCAUAACGUACUUCGUCACCACAGUCGCUCCAUUCCCGCUUAUUGGCGUACCUACAGCUUCCUCGCGCUCCGAAGCACCUGAUCAACGCCACACCUAGAACCAUCCGACGAGAUCCACCCGAUCCCGAAGCUCCUGGACGACCGCACAUCAUAAAGCGCAAUCGCGCUCCACCUCCCUUUCAUAUCCCUUCGCUCGGAUCUCUCCCUUCGCCAUGCGGCGGCUCCUCCGAUGGCCGCUGCUCGCCGUAACCGCACUCCAGAUCGCCUCCGCCUCCGCCGCGGCGCCCAGCUGGACCACUAAGCACGAAGCUGGUCGCUGCGCGGUUCGGGGCCACUGCGGCAAGCAAGGAUUUUUUGGAUCGGAUCUCCCGUGUCCGGACAAUGGGCUUGCGGGGGAUCCGACGUCCGCGGCAAGGGAAAAGUUGGUGGAGUUGUGCGGGGAGAAGUGGGCGGAUGGGCCGGUUUGUUGCUUGGAGGAGCAGAUCGAUGUCCUUGCGACGAAUUUAAAGCGCGCUGACCAAGUCAUCUCGGCAUGUCCGGCUUGUGAAGCGAACUUCUUCAACCUCUUCUGUACCUUUACCUGCUCACCAGAUCAAUCACUGUUCCUAAACGUCACCGACGUGGCGCCGAAGAGUGACAAAUAUCUCGUGACGGAGCUUGACAACCUGGUGUCCAGCGGCUACGGCGGCGGGUUCUACGAUAGCUGCAAAGAUGUCAAAUUCGGCGCCGGGAUGAAGGCGAUGGACCUGAUCGGCGGCGGCGCAAAGGAUUUCUCGCAUUUCCUGAACUUUCUCGGCGAGAAGAAGUUCGGUGGAAGCCCGUUCCAGAUGAACUUUCCUAAUCCAGACGAGAAGGAAUUCCCCGGGAUGACGACCAUGGAUGACAAGCCGAAGCAAUGCAACGAUGAGGACGAGCGAUAUCGCUGCGCUUGCGUGGAUUGUCCAGCGACGUGCCCAAAGCUUCCAGAAGUAUCCGGGGCGCAUUAUUGCCACGUCGGGGUGCUCCCAUGCCUCUCAUUUGCGGUCAUCAUCGUCUACUCCGUCCUGAUCUUGCUAUUAAUCCUUGCCAUAUCCGGACAUGUUGCGUAUCAGAAACACUCCAAGGCAAAGAAUGAGAGGUUGCAGCUACUGCAAGAUACCGCACCAAGCGAUGAUGAGGACGAGGGCGAUGUCCUUCAUUCCGCCGGGAUGGUGGACCGGCCACAGAGGGAGUAUUACCUCAACAACGUCUGCGACCGGCUCUUCAAUCGACUUGGCUAUCUUUGCGCCGAGUUUCCAGCAGUCACGAUCCUGUCAAGUGUCCUCGUUGUUGCGCUUUUGAGCCUGGGCUGGAUCAAUUUCGCGAUCGAAACCAACCCCGUUCGACUGUGGGUGUCUCCAGACUCGGCGGCAGCAAAGGAAAAGCAGUUCUUCGAUACCAAUUUCGGCCCGUUCUACCGUGCUGAGCAGGCUUUCUUGGUCAACGACACGUCGCCAUUUGGGCCUGGACCGGUGCUGAGCUACGACACGCUCGGCUGGUGGUUUGACGUCGAAAACCGAGUUCAACGUCUCAUCUCUCUCGAUGCCGGCGCUAUGUUCGAUGAUGUCUGCUUCAAGCCUGUUGAAGAUGCUUGCAUUGUUCAAUCAGUCACCGGUUACUUUGGCGGCUCCUUCGCAAAUGUGGAUCCGAUCCGCUGGGAAAGCCAACUCGAGAAAUGUGCCGAGUCUCCUGUGGACUGCCUGCCGCAAUUUCAACAACCCCUUGAUCCGAAAAUGGUGUUCGGCGGGUAUAACAAGAGCGUGGCUGAUGCAAAGUCGUUGAUCAUAACAUGGGUUGUGAAUAACCACCCCGAAGGCUCAUCAAAACUCACUGACACCAUGGAUUGGGAGAAGAGCCUCAAGAACCUACUCCUUGCUGUGCAAGCCGAGGCUCGAGAUCGUGGCCUUCGACUAUCUUUCAAUACGGAGAUCAGCCUUGAAGAAGAGCUGAACAAGUCCACGAAUACCGAUGCCAAGAUUGUGGUGAUCAGCUAUAUCAUCAUGUUUCUGUACGCCUCCUUGGCGCUCGGCUCGACCACUCUAGCAGCGCGGACUAUUCUUCGGUAUCCAGCCGAUGCUCUUGUUCAGUCCAAGUUCAUGCUUGGCAUUGUUGGCAUUGUCAUCGUGCUCAUGUCUGUUUCCGCCUCCGUGGGCCUUUUUUCGGCAUGUGGAGUCAAAGUCACCCUCAUCAUCGCCGAAGUCAUCCCGUUCUUGGUCCUUGCCAUCGGUGUCGACAACAUCUUCCUGAUCGUGCAUGAGUUCGAACGUGUGAAUGUCAAUUAUGGGGAUGCUCCGAUUCCCGAACGGAUCGGCCGAGCCAUGGGCCGCAUUGGGCCCAGCAUUCUCCUGUCAGCAUCCACUGAGACAGUCGCGUUUGCGCUAGGUGCCGCCGUUGACAUGCCUGCCGUUCGCAAUUUUGCGGCUUAUGCUGCUGGCGCAGUCCUCCUGAACGCCCUUUUGCAGAUUACUCUGUUUGUCGCCGUCCUAGCGCUCAACCAGCAAAGGGUGGAGGCUGGCCGUGCCGACUGUUUCCCUUGCCUGAAGGUGAGGGGCUCAGAUAGCAGUGUUGGAAAUAACCACGCAGCGUACGGCGUGGAUGAAGAAGGCGGGCUCGAGAGGUUCAUCAGGAAACACUAUGCUCCGGCACUCCUAGGCAAGAAGACGAAAGUUGGCAUCAUCACCUUCUUCUUAGGAAUAUUUACCGUUGGCCUAGCUUUGAUUCCGAAGGUCGAACUUGGGCUGGAUCAGCGUAUCGCCAUUCCCAGCGAUUCAUAUUUGAUCCCCUAUUUUAACGACUUCUACGCCUACUUCGAUGUCGGACCACCGGUCUACUUCGUCGCCCAGGACCUGAACGUGACUGAGAGAAGGCACCAGCAGGAGCUCUGCGGCCACUUCACCACUUGCCAGUCGUUUUCUUUGUCCAACAUCCUGGAGCAAGAAAGCAAACGACCAGAUGUGUCUCACAUUGCAUCUUCCGCAGCGGUGUGGGUUGAUGACUAUCUGCAAUGGCUAGAUCCGUCAUUCGAGAGCUGUUGCGUGGAUGGGAGAGAUACCUGCUUCGCCCAUCGCGACCCACCAUGGAAUCGGACACUUUGGGGGAUGCCCGAGGGACAAGAAUUCGUGCACUACCUGAACAGGUGGCUCGAAGCGCCAACAACAGCCGACUGCCCUCUCGCUGGGAAAGCAGCGUAUGGCAGCGCCAUUGUCAUCGACCAUGAGCGCCUGACCAUCCCGGCGUCCCAUUUCCGAACAUCUCACACGCCGCUCAAAAGCCAAUCCGAUUUCAUCGACGCCUAUUCCAGCGCACGCCGUAUCGCAUCCGAGAUCUCCGAGCAUACAGGCACCACCGUCUUCCCCUACUCCGCCUUCUACAUCUUCUUCGACCAAUACCUCUCCAUCGUCCGACUUUCCUGCGCCCUCCUCGGCUCUGCCCUCGCCAUCAUCCUCGUCCUCACCACCAUCUUCCUCGGCUCCCUUCAGACCGGUCUCGUCGUCACCGUCACUGUCGCCAUGAUCCUCAUUGACAUCGUCGGCUUCAUGGCCAUCGCCGGCGUCUCGCUCAACGCCGUCUCCCUCGUCAACCUGGUCAUCUCCGUCGGCAUCGGCGUCGAAUUCUGCGCGCACAUCGCUCGCGCCUUCGCGUUCCCAUCCGUCACGGUCAUGGAGCGGGCGCCGCGACACAAGUUCCGCGGCAAGGAUGUGAGGGCGUGGAGUGCCCUGGUCAACGUAGGAGCUAGUGUUUUCACGGGGAUUACGGUCACGAAGUUCGUGGGCGUUUGCGUGUUGGCGUUCACGCGGAGUAAGAUCUUCGAAGUUUACUAUUUCAGGAUAUGGGUAGCCUUGGUGGUGUUUGCGGCGACGCAUGCGCUGGUGUUCUUACCGGUGGUUUUGAGCCUGUUUGGAGGAGAAGGGUAUGUUGACCCUGAAUCCGACGGUGGCCUAGAACGAGAUCUGCGGUCGCGAACGUAUCCAGCGCUCAUGCAUGACGAUGGAUACGAUUCAGAUGAGCUUUGAUCAUUUAUCCGAUCCCAAAUAUGUUCAGGUACUGACAUUUGAUACCCCGAAAUACUACGCUUGCGAGCAGCGAGCUAAAUCAAGAAUAUUGUUCAAAUUCCGC